This is a messenger RNA of Anguilla rostrata (American eel), 6249 nucleotides long. It is a transcript of the gene rap1gapa, whose product is annotated as RAP1 GTPase activating protein a. Bases 595 to 2931 code for a protein of 778 amino acids. The record is from RefSeq and is a predicted model, not a curated record. Lineage: Eukaryota; Metazoa; Chordata; Actinopteri; Anguilliformes; Anguillidae. The transcript has 23 exons. Gene Ontology annotation, molecular function: GTPase activator activity. Gene Ontology annotation, cellular component: cytoplasm. Gene Ontology annotation, biological process: regulation of small GTPase mediated signal transduction; activation of GTPase activity.
AGGAGGAUGGAGAGAAAGAAACUCUGUUCUGCUGGAAUGUGAUUUGCAGUUCCUCCCUCCGUUUUUUUCUUUCCUUUUUUUUUUACCAGCAAGGGGAGGGUGAGCAGGAAGAAAAGAGGGAAAUAGACCAAAGGACAAACACACACACACACGCCUCUAUGUGCGCACACACACACACACACCCACCCGUGUGCACACGCAUUCACACACGCCUCUACGCACACACCCACACACGCACACACACAGACACACCCUCACACACAUACUCAGACACACGUGUUUGUACGUACACACACACACACCCACACACACACACGCGCGCAGUGGUGAGAGGCGGUGCCGGUGGCCGGUUAGCGCAGUCAUGGUUAGCGCUGCUCAGCGGAUCGCUGCUUUGUGGGAGCGACGUUUCCUGGCGGAGAAACAGCAGCAGUGGUACACCAGGCUCUCCCUGGGGCCCCGUGACCCCGAGUCCGUCUGAGGCGCCCCCCCCUCCUCCCCCCCCCCGCCCAGUUCGGCGGUCUCCUGGAGUUCCCCCGGAGUUUCGGACUUUUUUUUUUUUUUCCCGUUUCCCCCCGCUCACUGCGAACAUCAAACAUGGCCAAGAGCCACCAGCUACACACCGACCCCCCGCUGGCACCCGCCGGGCUCUGGAGACAGCAGAGCGUGACUACUACUGAUUUGUUUGAAAUGAUUGAAAAGAUGCAGAGCAACAGAAUGGACGAGCAGAGGUGCACCCUGCCUCCCCCCCUCAAGACUGAGGAAGACUACAUCCCGUACCCGAGCGUCCAUGAGGUUCUGGGCCGUAAGAGCCCGUUCCCCCUCAUCCUCCUGCCCCAGUUCGGGGGCUACUGGAUCGAGGGCACCAACCACGACCUGAGCAGCGCCCCCAACCCCGAGCAGCUCCUGUCCCCCACGUCCAGGGUCAAGCUGGAGUGCAACACCACCGCCAAAAUCUACAGGAAGCACUUCCUGGGGAAGGAGCACUUCAGUUACUACUCCAUGGACAGCAGCCUGGGCCACCUGGUCUUCUCCAUAAAGUAUGACGUGAUCGGAGACCAGGAGCAUCUGCGGCUGAUGCUCCGGACUAAGUUUAAAACCCACCACGACGUGAUUCCCAUAUCCUGCCUGACCGAGUUCCCCAACGUGGUCCAGAUGGCCAAGCUGGUCUGCGAGGAGGUGAACGUGGAUCGGUUCUUCCCUGUCCUCUACCCCAAGGCCUCCAGGCUCAUCGUCACCUUCGACGAGCACGUCAUCAGCAAUAACUUCAAGUUCGGAGUCAUCUACCAGAAGUUUGGGCAGACCACAGAGGAAGAGCUGUUUGGGAACAGUGAGGAGAGUCCGGCCUUUGUGGAGUUCCUGGAAUUCCUGGGACAGAAGAUUGAGCUGCAUGACUUCAAAGGAUUUCGGGGGGGGCUGGACGUGACCCACGGCCAGACGGGCAUGCAGUCGGUCUACCACAACUUCCGCAACAAGGAGAUCAUGUUCCACGUGUCCACCAAGCUGCCCUACACGGAGGGGGACUCCCAGCAGCUCCAGCGGAAGAGACACAUAGGAAAUGACAUCGUGGCCAUCGUGUUCCAGGACGAGAACACGCCCUUCGUGCCCGACAUGAUCGCCUCCAACUUCCUGCACGCGUACGUGGUGGUGCAGGCGGAGAACCCGUGUUCGGACAACGUGCUGUACAAGGUGUCAGUGACGGCCCGUGACGAUGUCCCGUUCUUCGGGCCCGCUCUGCCUGACCCCGCCUUCUUCAGGAAGGGUCCAGAGUUUCAUGAGUUCCUUCUCACAAAGCUCAUCAAUGCCGAGUAUGCGUGUUACAAAGCGGAGAAAUUUGCCAAACUGGAGGAGCGCACUCGCUCGGCCCUGCUGGAGACCCUGUAUGAGGAGCUGCACAUUCACAGCCAGUCCAUGAUGGGCCUGGGCGGGGAGGAGGACCGGCUGGAGAACGGGGGCGGAGGGGGCGGGGGCUUCUUCGAGUCCUUCAAGCGGGUGAUCCGCAGCAGGAGCCAAUCAAUGGACGCGAUGGGCCACGGUAACAAGAAGCCAAUCACAGUGGCCACUAGCCCGUCCGGCAGCUUUUCACCCGUCCUACCAGAGACCCCCAAAACCCCCGGGAUAUCAUUGCUUGUCCCAGGGAAAAGUCCCAGUAAGUACGGACGGCGUGGGAGUGCCAUAGGCAUAGGAACGAUAGAAGAGUCGUUGAUCAUCCCGGGAAAAAGCCCCACCAGGAAGAAGUCCGGUCCCUUCAGCUCCAGGCGGAGCAGCGCUAUUGGGAUCGAGAACAUCCAGGAGGUGCAGGAGAGGAGCAGAGAGUGCUCCCCCAGCACACAGAAGACUCAAGACAGCGGCCACAUCUCCCAGGACCCCAAAUCUGAAAAUUCAUCCAAUCAGAGCUCACCUGAGGUGCCCACCACAAAGAACAGCUCUGCCAUGUGUUGCAGGGCUCCCUCCAUCCCUGAAGGUCACGACCUUUCGCGCUCAUCCUCCAACGCCAGCAGCUUCGCCAGCGUGGUGGAGGAGAACGAGGCUGAAGCUACGGAGGAGUACGACACCGGCAUGGAGAGCCUGUCCUCAGCAGGAACUCCACACAAGCGGGACUCCUUCACCUACAGCUCGUGGCUGGAGGACAGCAUGAGCAGCGCCAGCACCACCAGCAGGGGGAGCUCUCCAGCUAAGGCUGUGGUGUGUGUACCCACAGCGUCCGGCAGGCCGCCCCAUCCCGAGGGCACUAAGCCCCCCGAUCCGUCCCGCUCUGACAUCCGCAUCAAGCUGGAGCGGCCACAGGACCCCAAGCCUUCAUCGCAUUCCCAUCGGAAACACCCCCUCCAGGAGACGAGGCGACCACGCAUCUUUGGCACCACCAACGACGAAGACGAGGAGGAGGAGGAGGAGGAGGAUGAGGCCGACCCCGGCCACCAGCAGGGGCCGUGAGCCCGGCGCACGGAUCGAGACUGUGAACGCGUACCCUCGGCCCUCCGCGCACCUCCUUUUGCGAACACCAUUUCCCAGCAGGCCUUGUGCAGCACGCUUAGGGGGGACGGAGAGGGGGGGAGGGGCCACAUCUGCACUGUGAUCGUUUUUUUCCCCCGCCGUUCGUCCGUUUCGCUCGCAUGUUCGUGUGAUCGUCCGCUUGCUCGUUCGUUCCUCCUUUCCUUCCUUUCGGGCCUGACACGGCUUUCCUGAAAACAGCACUUUUAAAAAAAAUUUUUUAAAUCUUUUUCUUUACUCUGUCAGUCGGUGGAAGUUUGUUUGUGGAGUAGAUGGCAGUAGAUACACGUCGUCGUGAUUUUUUUUUUUUCGUGGAGCGUCAUCAGGCGUACAGAGUACAGGUCGCACAGGGUGGAGACGCCGUGCCAUUGGACUCCGCGUGGAGGCCGUCCGUCCAGACGCAGCGUCCGGCGCGUGAAUGACGGUACGAUGAGGAGUGGCCUGUCUCACACGACGUCCAAACAGAGCCAGGUCCGCUUUUUAAACAGCCAAGGGACGACCCGGUCCCGUCGACUUUAAAUCUCUUUCCAUUGAUCGCCAACGCACGUGUACAGUUUAUCACCCAAAUGCAGCACUGUGUAUUCAGAGUAGAUGUUAGUUACAACUGGUACCAAUGAUGUUGGAUAUAAUUUAUUCACAAGUGAAUGUCCUCAUUGUCUGUCUACUGAUUAGAGGGGUUCAAGGACAGAGAUCCAAAUCUCAAUCUGCUGGUAUAGAGUAGUACAGCAGAAACUAUCGCCCUUACCAAUAUGGUACAAUGAUGUAAGCCUUACUGCAUUCAUUAACCUCUCUGGCCUGAUUAAAUUAAACACGCAGGCAACCCCAGCCUCGCAUAUUUAUUAUAAGUGUACAGAUGCUGGUUGUGUUUCACACUUAACAGGCUUAUGGGGGGUUAAGGUGUUUUUUGGGGAAACAGACUCUCACGGUGAGGUCAGAAGGCCCCAUCGAGCCCUGUGAGACAGGUCACCUGACACAACAACGAAAUUUGACAAAAUCUCACAACAGUUUUGGGCCACAGGGGCUUACCGGGUGUCAGUUACGCUAGCCUGCCCAGCACUAAGGAACCUGCCCAAACUGCUACACCCUACAAUGGAGUAACUAACUGCAGGCCGGAGGAUUGUUGUGUUUUGAAUAUUUAAAAAGUGAUUUGUAAGAGGACAGCCUGAGGCUGAGCUUUUUUCUCUAAACAGAUGCUAGUGAACCAUUCACUCAGGCAGGGUGAAAUCUUGACUCUGAUGUGACUCUGCAGACAGGGUUUUCUCAGAAGCACUCUGGGAGACAACCGUCGGCUGUUUUUUUCGAGUUAACGGUGGCGGUUUGUUUAAAACACACGCUGUGUGUUGUGGGGCAGGUGAAUCACAGGUGUGCAGGCGUGGGGGGGAAGUAGUUGAGGUGAUUGAUUGACAUUACGUAGGCUGUUACUGGGCAGUGCCUGUCUCCACGAACCCUGUCAAUGCCUGGGCAGGGAUCCUCCAAUCCAGAGUAACUACUGCUGAGGACACGCAUCUAAACUUCACUUUUUUUUAAACUGAAUUGUGAAUUGUGUAUUUCAGUUUGAUUGUAUGUGUUCUUUUCAGAUGUACAUAUUGUGUGUGACAACAUUUAUGUUUGUGAUUCUACGUGAGCUGCAGCUAUGCUGGACCAGACCUUUAGCGAAGGGGCCUUGUUUGUGUGGUCUACGGACAGCCCUACUCCUCCAGCCUGCAGCUUCGCACCUCAAACUAAGGACACAAACGUGGAUUCUUAAUGAGAUGUUCCAUUUUAUAGCAGCUAAAGUCCAUUAUGGUGGGUGGUGGUGGUGGUUUAUGCUUUUCAUUCGAGUCAGUUUGACCUCCGAAACAGCAGGUGUAGCUGUGUUUUAUUUUAUUGUGCGAUUAUUGACCUUUCGUUUACUUUGCAUGAAGUGUGGCCGCCCAAGACGAGGCCAAAAAAACAAACAAAAAAAUACUGUGCACUAAAUAAACAUAGAAAUGUAACAUCGAUACUGUGAAGUUCUUUGAGGUUGCCUUUAAACGAAUUACCGUCCUCUGCCAUGGCUAUAAGUGAGAAAAAAAACACAAGCAAACAUAAAAAACACCAGAGUAGCAAUCAGUCUGAAUGUAGAACUAAUGUGAUCAUUUUAGCAUUUAAGCCAUAAGGAGGAGGAUAUGUCUAUAGCUUUGGUACCAUAAAAUGUCUAUGGAGAAUUGCCUUGCAUUAUGAAUAUUUUCAACAGCAACAAAAAAAGAAGUAUGAUUUUAUGAUUAUUUAUUUGGAGGAUAAUGACCAACCAACCCUUUUUAUUGUUACCGAUCAUUUGACUUUAUAUCCCGUAGCAGAUGUAUGGAUGGAGGUUUUUUGCGAGACACGAAAAAGACGAAAUGUGCGUUUAUUUCCACCCCCGUAUCAGAUCUGUGGACAUCCUGACUGAAGCUAGCUUAUAUAGCGCGCCGCGCGAUCCUGAAAAACUCAUUCAGACUGUGUACAUUUGAACUGAGGCGGUUUAUAUAUAUACAAACCAUUCCUCGUCUGACUCCUUACCAUCGUCCUCUCACCUCCCUGUAUGAUGUCAGCGAAGGCACGCGUUUGACCGUCGUUUGAUUCGACGAGGCUUUAGACAGGCAUCAAAGACAGGCCUGGCACUAUGCUAAUGUAAUGCUACGAAUUGGGUCACUGCCCUUGUCUUGAAAUAUCACUUUAUCUACUGGAAGCCAAACGAAACAUUUAAUGCAAUUCCAGAAUGAAUCGUGUCAAAUUAUCAUAGAAGUCUUGACCUUCUCCGUAAUGCAUAAAAAGCAGUGGUAACAGACUAGCAAUAUCAGUAAGAUUAAUCUGUGUCAUGUGAAGCUUCUUACGCUGGUGUCAUGAAUGUUUUAUGGUUUUUAAGUAGACCGACUAGAUGCUUUCAAGAUUUCUAAACCGCGUAUAGGCCUGUGGCGCCCUCUAGUGUAAAGAACUUGUACAUGGCCAUUAUUUUGUGCGGUAUCUGUUUUCCCGUGUUAUGGUGUGGUAGCUCCACCUGGGCGUAGAGCGAAGCGCAUAUCCAUCCGUUCUACUGACCGCCGGACAGCUGGCCUUCCCAAACGGAAGCUGUCACCAACCCACCUCUGCACUACACUGUCCUCCAUUCAAAUGAUUGUAUUUGUGUUCUGUUGGGUUAUUAAAAUGCUGAAGUGAGUUCUUGUAUCAAAGUCUUAUUGUAAAUAUUGCUCUUUUUUUCUUUUGUAAAUAAUGCCAGAGGGAAUAAAAAAAAGACUGGAAUAAAGAAAUCUGGGUAUAUGA